AGCUUCCAAAAAAGGCAGGAGGAGGGACUGUGGAGGAUUAGACAGCAGCUUUGCUACAAAAGACACAAGCCACAAUCAUUUCUGGUGUUAUAUGAAGCGGCCAACAAGCAGGGAGCUCUCACCGUACACAGCUCCGUCAAAGGCAGGAUAAGGCGGAGAAAAUAUUAUCCCUCUUGGUUUAUUAGGAAGCUAUUGAGAUACAGCUUGGCGGGAAGGCAAACAGCUCUGGGAUAAUGCUGACAGCCUGACGAGGUCCGCUGCCAAGGCAACACGUCGCCUACCCUGCAAAUCUGAGAACACUCCAGCAACCCUUAUGCGCAUGGUGCCAAAAAUGAGGGAAAGCAUGCCACAGACACCAAUAUUUCCCAGCAUGCUUGGCUCUUCCUGUAGUGGACAGGUACAGCCAGAAAUGGGGGAGCAAUGUGGAGAUCCAGUAUAUCAAGAUGGCUGUUUGGUGUCUGGGUCCUUGGAAGCCUUGAUUGAACGCCUGGUGCCUACAGUGGAUUACUAUCCAGAUAGAACCUACAUCUUCACCUUCCUGCUGAGUGCACGUGUUUUCAUCCACCCCCAUGAGAUUCUAGCAAAAGUGGGACAGAUCUGCAUCAAACAGAAACAACAGCUGGAAGCCGGAACAGAGGCUGACAAGGCUAAACUCAAGUCUUUUGCUGCUAAGAUCAUCCAGCUACUGAGGGAAUGGACUGAGACGUUUCCUUUCGACUUCCAGGAUGAAAGGGCCAGGAAGGAGCUAAAGGAGAUUGCACAGAGGAUCACACAAUGUGAUGAGGAGAAUGGUACAAUCAAGAAGAGUAUUAGCCAGAUGACCCAGAACGUGCUGCUAGUUCUUUCCACAAGGGGCCAAUAUCAGGAAAUUCGAGAGAAAAUCCGACAACCAGUUAUGGACAAAGGGACAAUUCUCAAAGCCAAGCCGCAGUCUGCACAAAAAGAUAUCCUGAGUGUGUGUGGAGACCCACUAGUCUUUGCUCAGCAGCUCACGACAAUCGAAUUAGAGCGUCUAGGAAACAUCUACCCUGAAGAUCUAAUGCAGAUAAUCAGUCACAUGGACUCUCUGGAUAACCAUAAUUGCCGAAGUGAUGUCACCAAGACCUAUAACCUAGAGGCCUAUGAUAACUGGUUUAACUGCCUCAGUAUGCUGGUGGCUACAGAGAUAUGCAAGGUUGUAAAAAAGAAGCAGAGAACAAGAGUGAUGGAGUUCUUCAUAGAUGUUGCACGGGAAUGUUUCAACAUUGGCAAUUUCAACUCUAUGAUGGCCAUAAUUUCUGGGAUGAACCUCAGUCCUGUGGCACGGCUAAAGAAGACAUGGUCAAAAGUCAAAACAGCCAAGUUUGAUGUCUUGGAGCACCAUAUGGACCCAUCCAGCAACUUCUGCAAUUACCGCACGGCACUUCAAGGAGCAGCACAAAGAUCCCAGAGUGCCAACAGCAGUCGGGAGAAAAUAGUUAUCCCUGUGUUCAACCUGUUUAUCAAAGAUAUUUUCUUCCUUCAUAAGAUGCACCCCAAUCGAUUACCAAAUGGGCACAUUCAUUUUAAGAAGUUUGUGGAGAUUUCCAGACAAAUUCACGAUUUCCUAACCUGGAAGCAGGUAGAAUGUCCAUUUGAAAAGGAUAAGAAAAUUCAAUCCUACCUUCUAACAUCUCCAAUUUACUCAGAAGAAGCUCUCUUUGUGGCUUCCUUUGAAAAUGAGGGUCCAGAUAAUCACAUGGAAAAGGACAGCUGGAAGUCUCUCAGGUAUUACCAUCACUUUCAUCAUGGAGACUCUAAAUUGAAGUGUAUCAUCAGUACUUUCUUACAUCAGACACCCUAACCCCAGGUCUACCAUAGGCACAGAUCUAUUGUGUCCAUAGGUCAACACUUUUAAACCGAGCCUGAGAGACAGUUCUUUGGUCUCCUGAAGCACACAGGAAUUUUGUUCUUUAUGUUAGUUUUUUGUUGUAUUGUGUAGAAUGUUUUGGUCAGGAAGACAGUCCUCGCUGGUUGGGGGUCUGCUGAUUUUUGUACAUAAUCUUUUACAAGACUAAAAAAUACUGGUAUAUGAAUAUAAAUAUAUAUAUAUAUAUUUCAUGCUUAAAGCACUUAUGGAAGAAAUAAAUCAGAAAGGGAUACCUGUUUUCUUACUUUUAUUGUUUAUUGUAAAGAAUAAAGAACCCUAUGCUGCUGGAAUGGCCACUAAAAUGCUGAAUUUAUACAUGCAUUCUAUAAGCCUUUUUCACAUAAGGGUUAGCCCCGUUUAUGCUACUACUACUACUACUACUACUACUAUUAUUAUUAUUAUUAUUAUUAUUACUACACAAGGGCAGGGCCCUGCUUUCUCAAAUUGAUGGGUAUUUCUACAUCUAUGGGUUUUUAAUGGGCACUGGAAAACAUUAUAGAUCAUUUGUCUGCCCACAUAAACUAUUGGUUGCUAAAAUAAUUAACUAUUCAUGCCACAUUUUAGAGCACUUGAGUUUCUAAAAGGUUUACUGCUCUCUGACUCUUUGGUUUAACGGUCAAUGUAUUUAUAUGGAGGAAGUUAUAGAGGCAGAUUGAUAAAAACACCAUGAACCAGACACAUUGAUAACCCAUAUAUGUUUGUCUGAUAUUAGUCAGAUUCAAUGAAGGUGCCUUUGAAAUGAUUCUUUCCAAAAAAACAUUAUAUAUAUAUAUAUCAAAACCACUAAACCAUAGCAAUGCAGGAAUGCAGGGUCAAACAAGUCAAUAUCACUGCAAAUCUCCUACUUUGUUAGGCCCCUUUCACACUACCCAAUUUUCCAUGCGGGUGCAAUGCUUGAAUCUUGGUCCAUUAACUUUUAUGGGUCUUUGUACAUGAGCAUUGCUUUUCACGCAUCAUCUCUGCAUUACAUGAAAAUUGCAGCAUGUUCUAUAUUUUGCAUUUUUCACGCAGCUCUGGUCCUUUAGAAGUUAAUAGGGCUUCAGUGAAAAACAUAUAGAUAUCUAAAUCCAGAUGCAGUUCUGAUGCAAAGCAGUUUUCACUUAUGAUUGCUAUGUGAUGUAGAUUGUUGACUGCACUUGCGUGCAAAACCAUCAUUUUUUUCCUGAACAGAUCCAAAAACAAUCUGUAUCGUUCGUGUGAAAGAGGCCUUAGAAAAAAAUUGAGGAAGGCCAGGCAUGGUGUUUGAGCUUUGAGAGGAGUCGGCUGGAAGUGUAACGUACCAACUCCCUGUAUAUCACUGCUGCACUAGUGGCCUCAGCAGUGACAUGUGCAGGCACAGUUUGUGACUGUUGAGGCCAUUGAUUGGCCAGCAGUGGGGAUGUGACGGGAGUCAAUAUGGUACACAUCUGGCCAGGCUCGAACCAGAAGGAGUGUGGGUGGAGAGGAAUCGCAAGAAUGGGCCAACCAGAGCAGAUAGUGUUUUUUUAUUUAUUUUUUAUUUACUUACACACCAUGCCCAGCAAUUCCCAUUUUUUUCAGGUCCUGGACAGCCCCUUUACUAUAGCACAUACAUACAUAUACUCAUCUGAAGUUACAGGUUAAGAAUACUAUUUAAAGUGUGCCUCCACACUACAGGCUAUACAUCGGAUACAUCUAGCCACCAAAAAUGGCCAAUUUAUUGUCUGUAGCUCAGGAGCAGUUCAUUUAUAUCCAAAUGUUGCAUUAUCUCUCAGAACAACAUUCGCUGGUUUAUAAAUCAACGAAAUCUAUUUUUUUUUCUGUCACAUUUUUCUUCAAGUGUCCCUUUGAUACCCCAUCAGCAGUCACUAAGACAUAAUCUGGCAAAACCCAUUUAGUCUAAGUAAUCUAUGUUCGAGCUGAGACUCUUAGUACCAGACCCAUUUGCCAUCAUUGUGGUUGAAGUAUUUGUAACUGCUUUUAGCUGCUUUCUUUAGAACUAGUAAGUACUGUAUCUGACCAUUCAAUGUAUUCCAUACUACACUAACUGACCGCAUGCAAACACUUGCCGGACUACGAAGAAGAGACAUGGAAACGGCACAUCCUAAAACAUAGUCCAUUUCAUGCAACAAGACGAAUGGACAGUGUGUUGUGUAGGGGGCUUCUGUAAUGCAGGAUUGGCGGUUUCUACGCCUCAGUCAUAGUGGGACACUCAGCCUUGUAGUUAUCCCUUGGCUUAUAUUUCUCAGUACUGAAGCUUUUUUCAAAUGCACAACUUUUACACUCAGGCCUACUCAGUUCAUAACUGUAUUAUUUGGUUAUUUUGUUCUAUUCCCAUCCGCUUGUUCAAUCAAAUAUGUACCGUGAAGCAGGGUAUUCUGUGUUUGACCUAAUGUGCUUGCAUAAAUAAAUGCAGAAUUGCUUC
Bufo bufo (common toad) is the source of this 4271-nucleotide messenger RNA. It is a transcript of the gene RASGEF1A, whose product is annotated as RasGEF domain family member 1A. The transcript is spliced from 13 exons. NCBI's taxonomy places the organism in Eukaryota, Metazoa, Chordata, Amphibia, Anura, Bufonidae. Gene Ontology annotation, molecular function: guanyl-nucleotide exchange factor activity. Gene Ontology annotation, cellular component: plasma membrane. The record is from RefSeq and is a predicted model, not a curated record. Gene Ontology annotation, biological process: Ras protein signal transduction; positive regulation of GTPase activity. Bases 314 to 1822 code for a protein of 502 amino acids.